UUGGAAUUGCCUUGUACUCCCCCACUGGAAAACAAGCAGCGCAAAACCUUUCCAUCCAAGAUACCUACACAGCACCUUUUGACGAACGGGUCUAAAUCGAGAAACCUCCCCAAAAUGAGAGGUCCAAACAGUAAGUUAAUGGAGAACAGGCCAUCAGUAUUAGCAAAAUUUCUCCCCAGUGGUUCUGGACAGGAGCUAGGAAACACCAGCAGCUCAGAAGGGGAAAAGGAUUCUCCACCACCAGAGUGGGACUCUGUGCCUCUUCACAAAGCUGGCAGCUCUACGGACAACCUUUAUAAACUCUCUCUACAAACCCUGAACGCAGAUGCCUUCCUGAAACAGCGACAGCCUUCGCCGACACCCGCCUCUCCAUCUCCUCCUCCUCUUCCCACAUCUUUAGCCUUUGGGCCACGAGGAGGCACUUACAGCAGCAUUGUGAACAGCAGCUGCAGCAAUGAAACGAAAAGCAAGCAGCCUAAUGGUACCAAACAUAAGCUGGCAAAGGCAGCUUCUCUUCCAGGCAGGAAUGGUAACCCCACUUUUGCUGCUGUAGCUGCAGGUUAUGACAAGAGCCCAGGUGGCAGUGGUUUACCAAAGGUUUCUCCAAGCAAGACAGAUGUUUCCAGCAAUAUCAGCGUUUCCCACACAGUUGUUGACAGUGAUGGCUCUGACAGUUCGGGUUUGUGGAGUCCUAUCAGCAAUCCCAGCAGUCCUGACUUCACACCUCUCAACUCAUUCUCUGCAUUUGGACAUUCUUUUAACUUAACUGGAGAGGUUUUUAGCAAACUUGGUUUAGCUCGAUCUGCUUACGGGCAGGAUGUUCAGAGAAACUGGAGUGAAUUCAAUAACGUUCCAUCAUCCAUCUGGGAUCCUUCAGCUACAGACUCCGUACCCUCCUGGCCAACAAGCUCAAGUUCCCCAACUCAUACAACUGCAUCAAUCCUUGGCAACCCAAGUGGUCUGUGGUCCACCACUCCGUUUAGCAGUUCCAUUUGGUCAAGUAACCUCAACAGUGGUCUUCCCUUCACCACUCCAACAAACGCGUUGUCAGGCAUCGAUCUCAUGGGUAGUGAAAACUCCUCUGCUGCUCCUCCUCCGCCCACUGCUUGCUGAAGACAUGGGACAGACCUACAAUCCUUGGAGAAUCUGGAGCCCAACAAUUGGAAGAAGAAGUUCAGAUCCUUGGUCUAAUUCACACUAUCCUCAUGAAAACUGAAGUUAAGCAAAAGGAAAGAACUCUUAUCCAGGUCAUGAUACAAUUCUGAAUACAAAUUUUUGAAGCAUCAUUUUCAGGCUGUUGCUGGUCAUUGGUCCCCACCCCUGCCCCUUUUUCCUCCAUCAGUCAUGCUUUUAUCACUUGCUCCUUUUUAAAGUCUGUCCUGCAAUAUGGUAGUGUGAGAUUGCAGAUAAGCUUGAAAAAGUCUGGAUGUGGUCCCAAAUCCCAACUACAGCUGAAGCCUGUAGAUCCAGACAAUUUCACUGGUUUCAUAUUUUACCAUCUGCCAUCUUUAUUUAGGAAACAAUUUGAUCUAUAAAAUGGUCAUGGCAUGCAAUACUUUUAUGAAAAGUACCGGCUUGGGUUUUAAAUUUUUUUUUUCCAGUAUUAUCCUCCAAGUUCUAAUUUAAAAUCAAAAGGCACUUUGUGCUAAAAUGCAGAGUAUUUUUUUAAAAUAAGGCUGUCUUUUGUUAACACAGGUUCUAAGAAUGUAAAAAAAAAA
Pterocles gutturalis (yellow-throated sandgrouse) is the source of this 1718-nucleotide messenger RNA. Its product is annotated as transmembrane protein 131-like. The record is from RefSeq and is a predicted model, not a curated record. Gene Ontology annotation, cellular component: membrane. The transcript has 8 exons. Bases 115 to 1113 code for a protein of 332 amino acids. NCBI's taxonomy places the organism in Eukaryota, Metazoa, Chordata, Aves, Pterocliformes, Pteroclidae.